UCGACCUAGGAGGUGUAACAGUGAGAUAGGAAAACACAUUAACGAGCUCAUCCUGCGCAAACAUGGAUUAAACUUGUCAUCCCUUUCAUGGUAGAUUAGGCAAAUAUCAAGAACGAGUUCAAAUAUCUUAUAAAUAUUUUACGAAUAUGUUAAACAUAUUUGUGAAUUUAAUAGCAUAUCACACGGAUAAUAUAAACUGGGAUGGCGGUAGUAGGGACAGCAGCGAGCAUGUGGCUCACAGAGAAUGGGGAAAUCAAACUGGCAAACAUUGAUCGUAUGCCAAUCCAUCAUAAGGCUACCGACAAACGAAGAGUGGCGCGCAGAAACAAGCCAUCCAGCGACGACCAAGUGAGUGCCCGCAGCCGACCGAUGAACAGGUUCAGACGAGGGUCCUCAAAGGCGGACCUGAAACCGGAAGUAGUAAGACCGACAACGCCCCGCUACAUGAAAGAGAAUUACGACUACGACAAAAGUAGCGCGAGCGAGGAGAGUGAUAAUGAUGAGGAGAAAGAACGACCGCGCAUUAAGCCACCUGACAUGUGCCAGAAGAUAUACCUGACAUCGUGCGUGAAGCAGGGCAUGGCACCACGUCAGCGUCUUCUGAAAGGGCUGACCUUAGAGGUUCUCGACGUCAGAAACUGUAUGCUGGCCCCGCACGACAUCGAAGCCCUCGCAUAUGCAUUGACGACGAAUAUGUGUGUGCGGACGCUUGAACUGAGCGGGAAUGAGGUUGGUCGGAGCGGUAUGGAAACUCUUGUGGACAUGCUGGAAGAAAAUAUGACUAUCACAGAACUGAAAUUGUCAAAUACCAAAAUUGGUUUGUAUGAGGUUACGUUAUUAACGGAGCUACUGUCUGAAAACCUGAGAAUUACAACACUAGAAGCUUCUGGUAAUGAUAUGGAUGACGAAUGUGCCAAAUGUUUUGCCGAAGCUUUAAAGUACAACCGGAAAUUAAAACGACUCGAUCUAAGUCAUAACAAGUUCGAUGAAAAUGGAGGAAAAUGUCUUGCCAGAAUAAUGGAGACAAAUGACUCAAUUGAAUACCUUGACAUGAGCUGGAAUCAUAUACGAAUGCUUGGAGCCAUGGCAUGGGGUGAAACGAUAUGUAGAAACGUAGAUUUACGUAACCUAAACCUUUCCUGGAACGGUUUCGGGGAUGAAGGUGCCGCUGCCAUUGCUGAAAGUCUUGAGGACAACACCACUUUGGUCACACUGGACCUGUCCAACAACAGGAUAGGAUAUGAGGGCUGCCGGGCAAUGGCAAAGGCUGUCGGUGCCAACACGUCGCUACAAAAACUCGCGCUAAGUCAGAAUCCUAUUACAACCCAAGGCGCCAUAGAGAUGCUAACACGACUGAAUGAUAACGAACAAUCAAAACUACAGGAGCUACUAUUGGAGGGAAUUCAAGUCACAUCUGAUGCUGAUGAUAUUUUCGAGGAAAUACGUGAAACACGACCGGAGUUCCGAUUUGUCCACGGUGGUCAUGUGAUAUCGCCAGAUAUACUGACGUUGAAAACUGUCGAUCAGCCAGAAAAAAAGUGCAGGAGCAGCAAAUCUUGAUGCACGUAUACAAACCAGAAAUAUCAGCAACCAAUAGCAAUCAAUCUAUUAAUAUUAGAAUGCGAAACCAAUUAAUCCAGAAACAUUAGAACGCAAAACCAAUCAUUUGAGCAAUUUUACCACGAUAAACCAAUUAAACAAGAAUCAGUAGCACGCACGCACAAUCAAUCAAGCAACAUGAGACCUGAAAUCAAUCAAUCCAGGAACAUAAGCAAGCACAAUAAUCAAACCAGCAACAUAAGCACGCAAAACCAUCUAAUUCUGCAACAUAAGCUCGCAAAAACUAGUCAGCCCAGCAAUAUAAGAAAGCAAAACCAGUUAAUCCAGCAUGAUACGGUCGCACAAACAGGAAUAUAACAACAUAGGCACGCAAUACUUAUCAACCCAGCAACAUAAGCAAGAAUCCAGAGCAGAUAGCAUGCAAAAAUAAUCAUUCAAACAAUAUAAGCACAUACAACUAAUCAUACCAGAAACAUAUGCACGCAAAAUAAAUAGACUGGGCAACAUUAGUAUGCAAAAAAUAAAACCAUAAACAUAAACACGCAAAACCAGUAAAUCACGCAAAAUUUACACGAAAAACCAAUCAAACCAGAAACAAAGGCACACAAACCAAAUCAAUCCAGCAACGUAAGAACGCAAAACUAAUCAUUCACGCAAUAUUAACACGCGCAACCCAUCAAUCCAGCAACAUAAGCACGCAAAACCAAUCAGUCCAUUAAAAUAAGCACGCAUAAACGGUAAAUCCAGACACAUUUGUAAACGGCUUCAUAAGCGGUUUAACCAGUUGAAGAAUACUGAAUGAUGCAACAUGACAGAUCCUCAUACUUGGCUUUUUCAUGAAGACUUUAGAUCCCUAUUGUGCUUCAUGUGUUUACAGACGAGUGUCGCCUUAUCAUUGAGUGUCAUGCUAGCACAUACAGAGUGAUGUGUUUUAUUCAACAGUGUUUAUGUGUUUACGAAAAUAAAAAUCGUUGAUAUGUAAUUAUUUUAUAAAAGUGUAUGCAUAUAUACAAAUAAACAGUAAUGGGCGCUGCAUUAUUGAUGUCAGACAGGACUUUAAUUAAACUAAUUUUAACAAGAUUUGCACGUACAUGUAACCAUAUAUCAACUUGAUGAAAAGGUUUGUAUUAAAAAUGAUUUCGUAUAAGGCAAAUUUCCAAAUUAACACACAAAAAUUAUGUUUGAAUCUAUUUUAAAGAUGCACUCUUACUCCCAAACAAGAUUUACCACAAUUAAAAGAAUUGUUUCAAUAUACCGAAAAGGAUGAACAAAUGUCGAAAACAAUGGUUCUUAUGAAGGAUACCUAGUGUAAUUUGAAAGAAAGGUGCAGAAAAUACGGAUUUCUACCUUAUGAGACGAUAGUAGAUCACAGUAAACAUUUUAGUACUCACCAAUCAUUUAAUAUUUUUGCGUUUUCAGCUAUUAAAUACACGGUUGCAAUUGUGUAAUCAGUAAUAAAUAUUUUCCAUAAAUGCAUUAUUUAGUAAGUAGUUAAAGGUUUAUGAUGUAAAAUGUAUGUUUGUUAUACAUGUGUUUGUAUGAUUUUGAAUAAGAGUGUCACUUUAA
This is a messenger RNA of Mya arenaria, 3126 nucleotides long. Its product is annotated as leucine-rich repeat-containing protein 74B-like. The transcript has 12 exons. The record is from RefSeq and is a predicted model, not a curated record. NCBI's taxonomy places the organism in Eukaryota, Metazoa, Mollusca, Bivalvia, Myida, Myidae. Bases 202 to 1560 code for a protein of 452 amino acids. Gene Ontology annotation, molecular function: protein binding.